This is a messenger RNA of Lactuca sativa (garden lettuce), 600 nucleotides long. The record is from RefSeq and is a predicted model, not a curated record. Lineage: Eukaryota; Viridiplantae; Streptophyta; Magnoliopsida; Asterales; Asteraceae.
AUGUUUAAAGCUAAUCCAGAGAUCAAGCAAGAAGAAGAAAAGCGAGAAGAAAUCUCAUUCAUCCAAUUAGAUGAUGAGGUUUUGCAAAAAGAGCUUGAUAUUUUAUUAAAAGAAGACCCGAGAAAGUUCACGCUACAUUCAGAAGAAGUUUCAGAAGCUGACAAAGACUUGGAGGAGCUAGAAAAUUUUUCACAUACCCUGGAUUCAGUUACUGUGAGUGGUUCUUUGGAUGAACAAUUGGCAGAAGAGGAAAAAGGAAUGGAGGUGCAACACGCCAAUGUGGCAUGCAUUGAUACGAUGCCAUUUGGAAAAGGGUUAAGCACGGGAAAGAAUGCAGGAAUAAAGGAUAGGGAGGAAGAAGCUGAUCACCAAUUCACCACUAAACCUAAAGCACGGACCAUCAUGAAAUAUGAAGUCAUUAAAUUUAAAGAGAAGGAUGUUCAAGAAUUGGUGAAAAAGAAGAGGGUAAAGCAGAAUAAGAGAAAAAAGAAAGCCCAAGCAGCUGAAGAUGAAGCAAUGAAAAGGAGAAGAGACGAAUUGAAGAGGGCUUACAAGAAAAAGAUAAAUCAUGUUCAGAAGAGGACAAUCUUCAACUGGUAG